AUGCCGACAUUCAAUGAUGAUAAUCCAGCAAAUAAAUCACAUAUUAGUACUAAUCAGUGGAAACCUGUUCAUGAAACACAUCAAUCUGGAGAACUGAAUAGGCAAAAUGUAAAAGACAAAUCUGAACAUAAACGAAAAUGUCGACCAGUUUUAAUUAAUACAUCCACUGCAUCGACUAAAGGAAAUACAUCAAAUCACAAAAAUCAAGUUCAUCAAUUAAUUGAACGUGCUCGAGAACUUCAAAAAGGAAUCGUACCAGAUCUUCUUCUCUAUCAAAUGCCAACAACUUAUUCACCAUUUUCAUCUGUAACACCAAGUUCAAAUGUUAGUCGAGGAAGUAUAUCAGCAUAUCCAUUUCGACAAAGUAUAUCGAUUAGUUCAGGUUCAUCAAAUUCUUCUACAGUUAAUCAAAGAUUUAAUUUAUCAUCAAAAAUUCUUGAACGUGCUCAUAAAAUACCUGAAAGAUUUUGGAUAGAUUGGCAACAAAAACAAAUGCAAGAUCAUAUAGAUGAAUGUGAAUAUAUUAAAAAUAAUAUAGAUUGUAGUCGACGCUCAUCAUUAUUUUCGAAUCAAACUGAUGAAAAUGCAAUAGAUAUUUCAAAAUUAGAUUAUCCUACUAGUUAUGAUGAACUUUAUCGACAAAGUCUUUUAUAUUUACAAGAAGCACAAAGAUUAGCGAAUGAAUAUCGUGUUAAUCUUGCUCGACCGACAGCUACCGAUACAAUAAUACCAAAAAAUACUAAAACUAUAUCUGAUAAGUUUGAUGAAGAUGAUAAUCACUCUUUCAAUUUUGAUCAACGAUCAGAAGAUGCUAUGGAUACAGUAGAAUUAAAUGAUGCCAAUGCAAUUCCAUCUGAACCAUCAACUUCGAUUCCAGCUGUUCAACAAUUUCAAUCAAAUGUCAAUCAUUCUCGUUCGACAAUAUCAUUACCAUUUACAUAUACAAAUACACGAGAAGUGCCAAUAAGUCGUAAUAAUUAUUGUCAAUCAUCUAUUGAACCAACGCUAGAAAAUAACAUUGAAGUCAAUAAUAAUGAAGUUAUCGAAACAGCUUCAUCAAAUAAUAAUAAUGAUGAUGUAGCACAAAUAGAUACUGAAUUUAAUGUUACAUUAAUUAAACGAGAAUAUCCAAAACAAAUCAAACCAUUAUUAUAUUCAAAAGCAACUGUCAAUCGUAGUAUUGAAUUUCGUAAAUUUCGAUCAAUAUCAUGUCAGAAUGAAAUGACAUCAUUAAAGAAAAACCAAACAAUUUUUAUUCCAGUAAUGUAUUGA
Messenger RNA from Rotaria sp. Silwood1, 1272 nucleotides. Lineage: Eukaryota; Metazoa; Rotifera; Eurotatoria; Philodinida; Philodinidae. The record is from the annotation of a GenBank genome assembly.